CAACAACAACAACAACAACAACAAAAUGGUUUAAUAGUUCAUUCCAAUUAUCAUAAUCAUAAUGAAUGAUACAUUAAAACUAUUCAUUAUCACUUUAAUAUGGUCCCAGUUAACAUUAAGUCAAUUGAAUUAUUGUUUAAAACCUAUUGGAUGUUAUCAUGAUGAAUGUUGUUUUAAUAUUAUACCAAAAACUGGACCAAUAUGUGAUCCGAUCCCUGGAUGUGUUGCUAAUUUUCAACCAGAUUGUUGUAAAAAUAGUCGAUCUAUACAUACAGAUUAUGGUAUUAUGUAUGGUUAUGCUAUUUCAUUGGAUAAUGAAUAUGGAUAUCAAGAGAAUGGGAAACGUUAUAUUCAGAUAUGGAAAGGAAUACCAUAUGCAAAACCACCAACACAAAAGAAUAAUUUAAGAUUUCAUCGACCUAUUCCACCAAUUCAUUCUAAUGAAAAAUAUGAUGCAACUUAUUUUCGAUCAUCAUGUUCUCAACCAAAUUUCAAUACAUUUAAUGAAUGGUCAAAAUAUUCCUAUGAAUGGUAUAAACAUUUUACAUUAGGACAAAGGAAUCAAGAAGGAUUCAAUGAUCAUGAAGAUUGUCUUUAUUUAAAUAUUUAUAAUUUAUAUGAAACAGAUAUUGGUUUAAAUUAUAAUAAUAAUAAUAAACAAUAUCCAAUUAUUGUAUUCUUUCAUGGUAUUGAUCAUUUAAUUGGAUCAGCAAAUUAUUAUCCUGGACAUGUUUUAGCCCAAUUAGGUUUAGUUGUGAUUACAGUAAAUUAUCGAUUAGGUCCAUUUGGUUAUUUAGCUAUAAAUAAAUCAUAUUUACAAAAGAAUAUUCAUAUGAAUGAUAUUAGUGAUCAUGAUGUUGAUGUUGAUGUAGAUGUCGAUGUUGAUGAUGAUAAUGAUGAGGAAAUAUUAAUGGGAAAUUAUGGAUUAUGGGAUCAAAUUAGAGCAUUGGAAUUUAUUCAUGAACAUGCUGAUAAAUUUCAAGGUGAUCGUAAUCAAAUCACUGUAAUUGGUUAUGGUUCAGCUGCUGCUGAUGUUGCACUACAUUUAUUGUCAGAAAAAUCAGGUCGUAGAAAUCCACCAUUAUUUCAUCGUGUUAUUCUUAUGUCCGGAUCUGAUCAAAUGGAAGGUGGUUUUGUUCAAAAUAUCAACGAAUCGGAGGCAUAUGCUAAACAGUUGGCUUAUCAGGUUGGUUGUGAUGUUUCUUCAAGACGUUCAAUGAUAAAUUGUUUACGAUCUCGGACAUCUACGGAAAUAUCAAAUGCAGCAGCCAAAACAAGGAUUCAUCGACCUAAUUGGUUAACAAAACCAUGGGCCCCAACUUUAGAUUAUGAUUUUAUCAUGAAUACACCAAAAUACUUAUGGAAUAAUGGUCUUUAUGCUCAUAUACCACUUAUUGGUGGCCUGGUUGUAGAUGAUGGUGUUUUUCAUGCAUUAGCAUCAAUUUAUCGUUUGGAUGUUCCACUUACUUGGAAUUUAAUAAACAGUACACAAGAUAGCGCUUUCGAUUCCCACGAAUUAUUGAAUCCAAAUACUGAAUUUUCUGGUAUGUCAAUUGAUUUAAUGCGUUCAGGUUUCAUGGAAAUGGUGAAAAAUGAUUUUGCACUGGAUCCUGUUGGUAUUACAAAUUCAUUACUUUUUCAAUAUACAUACUGGCCGGAUAAAGAAAAUGCAUUUUCACGAUGGGAAAUGUAUCGUUCUGCUUGGACAGAUCGUUUCAUAGGUUCUGGACUAAUUCAAACACUUCAAUAUCAUUCAAACCCAAAAUUUGCUAAAAAGAAAUUAGAAUCAAUAACCAAUCAAUCUUUACCAAUUAAUCAUACUCAAAUGUAUAUUUUUGGUUAUAAAUCAAAGAAUGAUUUAUGGAGUAAAAUUAUUGGUGUUUAUCCUGGUUCAGAAUUACAAUAUAUAUUUGGAUUACCUUUAUUACAAUUAUAUAAGACAAUGGAAGAAAUAAAUGAACAAUGGCCAAUUGAUUUAAGUAUUAAACCACCACGUUAUCAAUAUACCAAUCUUGAUAUUCAAAUAAGUAGUUAUAUGUUAUCAUUUAUAUUGAAUUUUGCAAAAACUUCAAAUGCUACACCACAAUCAAUUCGUAAUUUAACAUGGGAUACUUAUCGUAUUGAAAAUAGAACAUAUUUAUGGUUAAAUUUAAUUGAUAAUAUUACAUUAUCGGAAAGUCAUCGUCCAAAUUUAGAAUUAAAAGGAAUUGGUGCUGAUUUUGAUUUAAGACAAAAUUAUCGAUUAAAUACAUAUUUAUAUUGGACUUAUUUUUAUUAUAAACAACUUCAAUGGUUACCAAGAUAUCCAUUACCAACACCGAUACCAAUUGAUUUAGAAGAUUAUCGUUUAGCUGCAUUUUCUUUAGCUGGUUUAUUGUUUAUUCUAUGUAUUAUUAUUAUGUUAUUAUUAAUUGUAUAUUGUAGAAGAAGAAAAUUGUUAAUAUCUUAA
Molecule: messenger RNA, 2449 nt
Organism: Schistosoma curassoni
Lineage: Eukaryota; Metazoa; Platyhelminthes; Trematoda; Strigeidida; Schistosomatidae
Source: the annotation of a GenBank genome assembly